Molecule: messenger RNA, 833 nt
Organism: Chaetomium fimeti
Lineage: Eukaryota; Fungi; Ascomycota; Sordariomycetes; Sordariales; Chaetomiaceae
Exons: 1
Coding region: 32-808 (258 amino acids)
Source: RefSeq, a predicted model, not a curated record
CACUACUUCCACCCACACCAACGCCAACACCAUGGCCGUAAUCACCCACCACCCCGAGCCCAUCAGCAUCUGCACCACGCAAGAGGACGGUCUCACCCUUCUGAAAGAGCAGCACCCCAACCCAGACACCGACGGGUACGAAACCGACAGCAGCCAGCCCCCCCUCUCCCCCAUCUCCCCAUCAUCCACCACCGGCGACAGCUUCCUCACCCCGCCCUACUUACCCGACCUCACCAACGCCCUCCCCACCAGCCCCCUCCCCUCAGACUCGGAGGAAGAAGAGCAGGAGGUGCCAACCCCCUGGAUCAUCGGCCCCACCGACCCACGCUACCUCCCCACACUGAUCGGCAUCGCCCAGAGGGAUAUCACGCGCCUCACCCUCUACGCGGAGGAGAUGCUCGACACGCAGCCGGCGCACGCCGCGCGGCGGCGCGGCCAGCAGCGGCGCCUGGCCGCGCUGAACCUGGACCCGGCGUCGGCGGACCGGCUGGUCGGCGUGGAGCGCGAGGAGGAGGCGGCGAUGCAGGGUGUGGUGGACAAUUUGUGGUAUCUGGUGGAUAUGCAGAAGAUGCUGGACGAGCUGGAUCAGCUGCGGCUGUGCCCUGUGAGGGGGGCGGGGGCUGGGGCUGGGGGGCGGGAGGGGGAGGGGGAUGAUAAGGGGGAUGAUAGGGAGUAUGGUGAGAAGAGGUUGGCGGAAGAUGUGCUGGGGGUGAUUGAUAGGCUGCGGGCGGUUGGGGAUUGGUUGGAAGCUGUGCAGACGUGGAGGGAGGAGAAUGUGUUGUGGAGGGAGAAGAAUUGGUUCUACUGAGCGGAGGUCUUGGUGGAGAGGGAGC